GGCGAACAUUAGUAAUGUCUGUCACGUUCGAUAUACAAAAAAAGGGUCGCAUCGAAUGGAUGCAGUUGCUAUGAGUAAUGGUCAUGGGAUUAAUAAAUUGAAAAAUCAUGUGAUUACAUUAAGAUAUGAAUUAAUGUUUCGGAAGAUCCAGCAACCUUUGAUAGAUGAUUUCUCUAAAGAUUUCUUAACUGCUUCUGAACACAUAUUUUUCGUUCCCU
Messenger RNA from Racocetra persica, 218 nucleotides. The record is from the annotation of a GenBank genome assembly. NCBI's taxonomy places the organism in Eukaryota, Fungi, Glomeromycota, Glomeromycetes, Diversisporales, Gigasporaceae.